UGCGGCUGCGCGGGCUCUCGGGACUCUGGUUAGCGCGCCUCUGCGGACACUGUGUCUGGCAACCAGCCUUGCUGCCUUGCCAGCGCUCGGGACCCAGGCGUCUCCGCUGGUGUAAGAAGCCGGAGAAGGAGCCGGCACUUCGGUUUGGCUUUAGUUGGAAAAAGAACUUAGCCUAUAUGUACCUCUUUAACCAUUGGAAGAAUGACAGAUGACAAAGAUGUGCUUCGAGAUGUGUGGUUUGGACGAAUUCCAACUUGCUUCACGCUAUAUCAGGAUGAGAUAACUGAAAGGGAAGCAGAACCAUAUUAUUUGCUUUUGCCAAGAGUAAGUUAUUUGACGUUGGUAACUGACAAAGUGAAAAAGCACUUUCAGAAGGUUAUGAGACAAGAAGACAUUAGUGAGAUAUGGUUUGAAUACGAAGGCACACCACUGAAAUGGCAUUAUCCGAUUGGUUUGCUGUUUGAUCUUCUUGCAUCAAGUUCAGCUCUUCCUUGGAACAUCACAGUACAUUUUAAGAGUUUUCCAGAAAAGGACCUUCUGCACUGUCCAUCUAAAGAUGCAGUUGAAGCUCAUUUUAUGUCUUGUAUGAAAGAAGCUGAUGCUUUAAAGCAUAAAAGUCAAGUAAUCAAUGAAAUGCAGAAAAAAGAUCACAAGCAGCUCUGGAUGGGAUUACAAAAUGACAGAUUUGACCAGUUUUGGGCCAUCAAUCGGAAACUCAUGGAGUAUCCUGCUGAAGAAAAUGGAUUUCGUUACAUUCCUUUUAGAAUAUAUCAGACAACAACUGAACGACCUUUUAUUCAGAAGCUGUUUCGUCCUGUGGCUGCAGAUGGACAGUUGCAUACACUAGGAGAUCUUCUCAGAGAAGUUUGUCCUUCUGCAAUUUCUCCUGAAGAUGGGGAAAAGAAGAAUCAAGUAAUGAUUCAUGGAAUUGAACCAAUGCUGGAAACACCUCUGCAGUGGCUGAGUGAACAUCUGAGCUACCCGGAUAAUUUUCUUCAUAUUAGUAUCAUCCCACAGCCAACAGAUUGAAGGAUCAUCUGUUUGCCUGAAUGGAAUCACCCUUAAACAGGAUUUACCAGAGCAUGUCACCUUUCUGCUUCAGUCAGGUUUGGUGGAGGCAACUUGACCAGAAAGACUUUGCUGCUGCAAGCCAAACAGGAAAAAGAUUCCAUGUCAGAUAAGGGCGAUUGGGCUGGUCUUACUUUGCAUCAGCACUGCUUUCCUCCACUGCCGUCAUUAAACCUCAGCUGCGAAGUGAAAGACUUCACAGGACCACUGCAAGUCUUCUAUUUUCUUGUAAAAUAUAAUGAAGCUGAAACCUUCAGCCUAAGAAGAAAAUGGAAAUAUGUGCCAUCAGUUUGUAUUUCUGAUUAACAAAUAAACAGGGGUAUUUCCUAAGGUGACCAUGGUUGAACUUUAGCUCAAGGGAGUGGAAACAUUGGUUUAAUUUUCAAGAGAAUUAGACUUAAGAAAGUAAAAGAGAAAUUCUGUUAUCAAUAACUUGCAGUAAUUUUUUGUAAAAGAUCAAAUUACAGUAAACCCAUCUUUCCUUAAUGAAAAUUUCCUAUGUUUACAGUCUGUCUAUUGGUAUGCAAACAAUCUUGUAACUUUGAUAAUGAACAGUGAGAGAUUUUUAAAUAAAGCCUGUAAAUAUGUUUUGUCAUUUAAUAACAUACAACUUCGUCACUUUCCAAGUACUGUCUGACUCACAGACAGUAUAUCACUGUUUUUACUUUAUGUGUUACUGUUCAGAUUGGCCAUUAUUGGCAUGGGUAGAUGUAGGGCAUAGGAUAACUUGUCUCAGGAACUGUCAUAGAAUUUCUCAUUGCCAAUUUUAAAAUCUGUUUUCUUUACAUGCGAAAGGUAUAGAUAAUGUUAGUUUUUCUUUGCUGUUUUGUUUACCACUAUAAACCUGUCAAAUCAUAGUAUGGUUAAACAUCUGUAUAAGAUAAUUUUGCAUUUUUGGAAAAAAACAUUCCUUUCCAAGCUAGUGUUUUUUAUUGGCUCCCUGUGGUCCCCUGACAGCCAUCCUUUGAAGUAGAACAGUUACUUAUCUCCUGCCUGCAGUAGCUUUUCCUUAACUUUACCAAAAAUAUUCAGAUGUUACUGGAGCUCUUAUUCAAUAUAAGGAAAUUUUUGCUGCACUCUAUUAUCAAGCUGCUGGGAUUCUACCAGCUAAAGGUAUUUGUGCAUUACAGUGUGUUUCUUGUGAGCUAGCUUGCUGUCCAUAUUGAAUGUCGACCCAUUUGAGUAUGCUAAAAGACUUAUAGUAUCAUACAAUAAUGGUUUUAGAUUCCAUAAUAGAAAUGAACAUUUUUCUUAUAAAAAAUUACCUGAAUGUUGAAGUGAGAUCCUGCUAGUGCUCAUUACUUUCUUUUCUUUUUUAAUUUUCAUUGCUACCUAGCAGAUUUGUUUACAGAAAGAGGAGGUUGUACUUGGUCAAAGAGCAAAUAUUCUGCAUUGGAAAUUAUAGGGCUCAAUCAAAAAGAAAAUCAUGGUACCAAUAUGAGCUGAGAAAAAUAAAAGCAAGUAGAAAAUAUAUCUGGCCAAUGUAAAUAAAUGAAAAAGUGGAAUUUCAGUAAAGGCAGAAAAAAAAAAGUAAUAUCUGAGUUACUUACAGAUAAAAAAAACCCACUGACUUGUAUUUUUGCAGAGAGGUUGGUCUGAAUAUGAUUGUUCACAUUUAGAAGUGCUUACUCUUCUAUUCAGUUUGGGGAUUUUCCCUCUUGAUGUUUUGACAGACUGAAGUGAGCUUCAGAGAGCAAAAGGAUCAAAAUGCCAGGGAGUGCUAAGUUGGGACAAAGAAAGUAUGGUGAGAAUGGUAAGCCAUAGUAGUUUUCCACGGAUGAGACCAGUCAGUGUAAGGUCUCUGCAGUGGGCUUGAGUAAGCUGCUGCUAUUUUCUUCCAGAUUUGAAAGUAAAUUUCGUCAGGCCAUUGCCCAUUCUUACUUGUUCAUUAUUACACAAGCAUUCUAACUGUAUUACUCUAGUCUUCUGGUCCCAGGUAAGUAAAGCCUCCAACACCCAGAGGAAGAAUUAAAGCACAAAUUAGUGCUUGGCUUAACUAUCUAUUUUUAUUUCCUUUUAUUUGAAUAUUUAAAGUUUAUGGUUUAUUAAAAAAUUAAGUAAA
This is a messenger RNA of Trichechus manatus latirostris (Florida manatee), 3130 nucleotides long. RefSeq names its product autophagy related 5 (gene ATG5). NCBI's taxonomy places the organism in Eukaryota, Metazoa, Chordata, Mammalia, Sirenia, Trichechidae. Gene Ontology annotation, biological process: nucleophagy; cellular response to nitrogen starvation; autophagosome assembly. Gene Ontology annotation, molecular function: Atg8-family ligase activity. The coding region runs from base 202 to 1029 and encodes 275 amino acids. Gene Ontology annotation, cellular component: cytoplasm; Atg12-Atg5-Atg16 complex; phagophore assembly site membrane. The record is from RefSeq and is a predicted model, not a curated record. The transcript is spliced from 8 exons.